UAUCAUUCGAUAGAAAAGAUCGACUAUUGUGUUCGCUUAUCGGUCGCACGUCGAGAUGGGAGGUGCCGAUAUUCUACUUACCUGGAUGCUGCUAUGCAGUGCUACAGUUGCCCAACUAGCUAGGCAGCCUGAUGUCGCUGCUCAAUACUUCGCGCAACAGCAACGAACCCUGGGAACAUCCCAAGGUGAUGAUACAAGUUCUUCGUCCAACUUUCGCGGCUUCCAACUGUGGAGCGAAAAUAACAAACUACAUGCCAGAACGCUCUCAAAGCUCAGCCCGUCAUGCAGGGCAUCGAUGACACAGAAAAUUCACUGUCACGCGAAGACGCGAUCCUUGCAACGGCAGUGGGCGCGUUGGCAGCAGGGUCCGGGUCUGGAAAACGACACGCUUAGCGAUCUUGUCUGUGACAGCGGGUGCGGGGAGUCCCUCGCCACGUGGUUUCUGAAUGUCGAGCGCGAUUGCGCCACGUUGGAGGAGAGGAUGCUUUUUCCAACCCUGCGGGGUGGACAGCUGUGGGCGGGUUGGAACGAGACUUGUCUUCGGGAUGAGGGAACAGGGAGGUACUGUGGUGAUGUUAUCAACGGCUUGAGCAAAUCCUUAAUCGAUGAAAUGCCGAUUGAAGAACUCUGCUCCUUCUGCAACGUGCAAUGGCAUCGUGUCAUGCAAACGUCACCCUUCUCACUCUACGACAAAAACUACAAAUCGCGCCUCGAACACAUCAACCGUGCCUGUGAUCUCAACCUUCCCACAGCCAUCCCGAAGCUCGUGCUCUCCGAGGAUCCGCAUAUAGACCGGGACCCAUACUGUGCGACCCUUCUUUCAUACACCACCUCACCAGGGGACACAUGCGACAGCAUUGCGGCGCAAUUCCAGGUUGCCUCGGCGGCUGUUCGAGCCGUGAGCUGGCCGCUCAUCGACUGUUUCGCGAUUCCCGAGGGUAUGAGGUUGUGCACUCCGUUCAGGUGUAAGACCCAUACCCUCAGGGAUGGGGAUACGUGCGACUCAAUCGAGCGCGAGCUUGACUUGAAACCCUGGCUUGGAGUUUCGGCAAUCCGGGCGUAUAAUCACUGGGUGAAUCAGGAUUGCUCCAAUCUGCAUGAGGCGAGUGAUGCUCUUUUCGGGCAUGUUAUCUGUGUUGGCCCAACGGGUCAGUCAAUCCUGGACGAGUGA
This is a messenger RNA of Aspergillus brunneoviolaceus CBS 621.78, 1171 nucleotides long. Its product is annotated as LysM peptidoglycan-binding domain-containing protein. The transcript has 2 exons. The coding region runs from base 56 to 1171 and encodes 371 amino acids. The record is from RefSeq and is a predicted model, not a curated record. Lineage: Eukaryota; Fungi; Ascomycota; Eurotiomycetes; Eurotiales; Aspergillaceae.